This is a messenger RNA of Nothobranchius furzeri (turquoise killifish), 1114 nucleotides long. It is a transcript of the gene tmem107l, whose product is annotated as transmembrane protein 107 like. The record is from RefSeq and is a predicted model, not a curated record. Lineage: Eukaryota; Metazoa; Chordata; Actinopteri; Cyprinodontiformes; Nothobranchiidae. Gene Ontology annotation, cellular component: MKS complex. Gene Ontology annotation, biological process: non-motile cilium assembly; protein localization to ciliary transition zone.
UUUACUAACUCUGACCAGGAAAAAUGAAACGCGCUGACUACCCACCGUUACUAAAUAAGAUGUUUGGGUUUCUCUGUUUUAUAUUAUUUACUGCUGAUUAAAAACUCUUUUACGUGACGCGUUCAUGGUCAACGCGGAACCGUUUAGGUGUUCGUUUUUUUGUCCGGUCAUUAAAACCGUAUGCACAUUGUCCGUGGUUGUUGUAGCAACCGUUAGUUGCGUCACAACGUGAAGUUUUUGGCUCUGUUAACGAACGAGACACAAAACUAAGCUAUAGACUUCGCGAGUUUUUAAACAAACAAAUGAAUCAGCUGGUUUAUGUCAUUAGCCGCAAGAUAAACAGAUGCUAAAGUGUUCGUUUAAAGUUAGCACAUUUAGCUACAUGCUAGCCUAGCUUACUGAGUGGUUUCCGUCGCAGUAAACGAAAACCUUUUACUCUUUUUUUUACUCACGAGCUUUUAGAGUUUUACUUUGCUGAUUAGGAUCACCAUGUCGGCCAUCAGCAGCCUUGUUCCUGCUCGGUUUCUCACCAUCACAGCUCAUCUUGUCAUUGUUAUCACCAUCUUUUGGUCAAGGGAAAAUAAUGUAAAAGCAUGUUUACCACUGGAUUUCACACCAGAGCAGUAUGAUACCGAAGACAAAAAGCUGGUGGUGGCGCUGGCAGUCACACUUGGUCUUUUUGUAAUCGAGCUGGCUGGCUUCUUUUCAGGAGUGUCUAUGUUCAACAGCACUCAGGGUCUCCUGUCAUUGGCUGUCCACUGCAGUGCAUCUGUGUCCUUGUCUUUCUUUGUGUUUGAGAAGUGGGAAUGCUGGACUUACUGGGUGAUUUUUGCAACCUGCAGUGUCCUACCAGCCUGUGUGGAAAUUCUUCUGUUCAUUGCGGUUUUUGGACUGAAGAAGAAGCCUCUAUGAAAGAGUUUUCCACGUAAAAGCACUCAGAUUUAGUCUGGACAUGAUUAUAGGAACAGAUUUAGAGUUUUAGUAUUGUAUUGAUCUGACAGAAGCUGAUAGUCAUGUUGAGAAACUGCUUGAAUGCGCUGCAGAAUCCUUCUGCCAUUUAUUUUUCUGUAAAUAUUUGUUUUAUAUUUAAAUAAACCCAUAAAUUAUCUGAAAA